Aptenodytes forsteri (emperor penguin) is the source of this 582-nucleotide messenger RNA. It is a transcript of the gene CHMP2A, whose product is annotated as charged multivesicular body protein 2A. Bases 10 to 582 code for a protein of 190 amino acids. The transcript is spliced from 4 exons. NCBI's taxonomy places the organism in Eukaryota, Metazoa, Chordata, Aves, Sphenisciformes, Spheniscidae. Gene Ontology annotation, biological process: protein transport; late endosome to vacuole transport; endosome transport via multivesicular body sorting pathway. Gene Ontology annotation, cellular component: multivesicular body; ESCRT III complex. The record is from RefSeq and is a predicted model, not a curated record.
GCUGCCGCCAUGGACCUGCUGUUCGGGCGCCGGAAGACGCCGGAGGAGCUGCUGCGGCAGAACCAGCGGGCGCUGGCCCGCGCCAUGCGGGAGCUCGACCGCGAGCGCCAGAAGCUCGAGGCGCAGGAGAAGAAGAUCAUCGUUGACAUCAAGAAGAUGGCCAAGCAGGGCCAGAUGGACGCGGUGAAGAUUAUGGCGAAGGACCUGGUGCGGACGCGACGCUACGUGAAGAAGUUCAUCACCAUGAGGGCCAAUGUCCAGGCCGUGUCCCUCAAGAUCCAGACCCUCAAGUCCAACAACUCCAUGGCCCAGGCCAUGAAGGGCGUCACCAAGGCCAUGGCCACCAUGAACCGGCAGCUGAAGCUGCCACAGAUCCAGAAGAUCAUGAUGGAGUUUGAGAAGCAGGCGGAGAUUAUGGACAUGAAAGAGGAGCUGAUGAACGAUGCCAUCGAUGACGCCAUGGGGGAUGAGGACGAUGAGGAGGAGAGCGCCCGCGCCGAUUUUGGGUCUGUUGGCUGGAUUUACUGCGCCCUAGGGGUGUGCGGGCGAGCCGAGCUGGCUCUAAUUCGCUUUGAUCUGUAG